Molecule: messenger RNA, 6309 nt
Organism: Drechmeria coniospora
Lineage: Eukaryota; Fungi; Ascomycota; Sordariomycetes; Hypocreales; Ophiocordycipitaceae
Exons: 3
Coding region: 1-6309 (2102 amino acids)
Source: RefSeq, a predicted model, not a curated record
AUGCGAUACGUAGCUUUGAUAUGCUACCUCUGUAGCAUUGGCUCCAGUCUAAGUCUUGAUAGCAAGCAUUGUGAUGCUUUUGUCGAAUUCUUACCGGUUCAGUACAUCUGUUCCGGAAGUACUUUGCAUAGUGUGAGCACUCGGACGUACACCGGUUGCGCUGAUCUGCCUCCCGCCGACUACCUCACAACGACUAUCGCCUGGACCGGGACGGUUACGAGAACCAGAACAAUCCCACCUCGCGGAACGAACCCGGGCAGGAUUAUUAUUCAAACACCAACUGGGUAUCAAACAACGACGGAAGGAUGGACAGGAACAUUUACAACAACGCGGACCAUUCUUCCCAGUGGAACGAACCCGGGUGGUGUCGUUGUUCAAACACCCAUUACUUACAGCACCAGGACGGAGGGAUGGACCGGAACGUUUACGACAACCAAGACGGUCCUUCCUAGUGGAACGAACCCGGGUGGUGUCGUCGUCCAGACACCCAUUACCUACAGCACCAGGACGGAGGGGUGGACCGGAACGUAUACCACAACCAGGACCAUCCUUCCUAGCGGAACGAACCCGGGUGGUGUCGUUGUUCAGACACCCAUUACUUACAGCACCAGGACGGAGGGAUGGACCGGAACGUUUACGACAACCAAGACGGUCCUUCCUAGUGGAACGAACCCGGGUGGUGUCGUCGUUCAGACACCCAUUACCUACAGCACCAGGACGGAGGGAUGGACUGGAACGUAUACCACAACCAGGACCGUCCCUCCAAGUGGAACGAGUCCGGGAGGGAUAAUAAUUCAGACUCCUACCGGGUACGUCGUAACAACAGAGGGGUGGACCGGUACGUUUACGACAACAACAACAUUUUCCCCCACUGGAACGAAAUCAGGCGUCAUCAUUAUUCGAACACCUACGGAGUAUCCAAAGACAACAGUAGGAUGGACGGGGUCGUUUACAACAACAAAGACUGUUCCUCCUACUGGAACAAAUGGGGGAAGUGUCAUUGUUCAGACUCCCCUCGGAUAUACAACGACAACAGAGGAAUGGACCGGCACUUUAACGACAACAAAGACGGUUCCUCCUAGCGGGACGAACCCGGGAAGCAUAAUUGUUCAGACACCUAUCGAGUCUGCGCCCUCCGGUUAUACGAGAACUACGGAGGGGUGGACCGGUACGUUUACGACGACAGAAACUAUUUCUCCUACCAGAACAAAAUCAGGCAUUAUUAUUAUUCGGACACCUACGGAAUAUCCCAAGACAACAGAGGGAUGGACCGGAUUGUUUACAACGACAAAGACUGUUCCUCCUACCGGAACAACCCCUGGAAAAGUAAUCAUUCAAACCCCUAUCGAGUAUAGCAGCAGGACAGAGGGUUGGACCGAGUUAUUUACUACAACGAGGACAAAUGAACCAAGCGGCACAGUUCCUGGUGUAAUUGUCGUUCAGACACCAAUCGGCUUUACAACAACAACCGUAGCGUGGACUGGAUCGUUUACUACGACAUCAACCGUUCCGAUAAUCGGGACAAGUCCUGGUAGCAUCAUUGUUAAAACACCAGUUACCACCGCAUUAGGUAUCGUAACAUUGACAAGAGCGUGGACUGGAACCUUUAUAACUACUGAAAGCAUUCCACAAGCUGGAACGGUUCCCGGUACUGUUAUCGUUCAGACACCGACCGGUUACGUAACAACCAGCGAGCCCUGGACUGGUACUUUUUGGACAACUACAACCAUACCGCCAAGCGGAACUGUACCAGGCACCAUUAUUGUCCAAACACCGACAGGGUAUGUAAUAACAACGGGUGGUGGGACUGGUACAGUUUUGACAACUAGAACUAUACCUCCGAGCGGUACUGUUCCGGGUACUAUUAUUGUCGAAACACCUACAGGAUAUGUAACCGCAACUGAAGGUGGAACAGGUACAAUUUUGACAACCAGAACUAUACCACCAAGUGGCACCAAUCCAGGAACAAUUAUCGUCGAAACACCUACUGGAUAUGUGACUACAUCAGGUGGUGGAACAGGCACGGUUCUCACAACUAGAACCAUACCCCCAAGUGGCACUAAUCCAGGCACAAUUAUCGUGGAAACCCCUACAGGAUAUGUUACCGCAACUGGAGGUGGAACAGGCACAGUUUUGACAACUAGAACUAUACCACCAAGUGGCACCAAUCCAGGAACAAUUAUCGUCGAAACGCCCACUGGAUAUGUAACUACAUCAGGGGGUGGAACAGGCACGGUUCUCACAACUAGAACCAUACCCCCAAGUGGUACCAAUCCAGGUACCAUUAUUGUAGAAACUCCUACCGGAUACGUAACUACAUCGGAGCCUUGGACGGGUACAUUUUGGUCAACGAGGACUAUACCCCCAACGGGUACUAAUCCAGGUACCAUUAUCGUGGAAACCCCUACGGGAUACGUAACCACAUCGGAGUCUUGGACGGGUACAUUUUGGACAACAAAGACCAUACCCCCAAGUGGCACUAAUCCAGGUACUAUUAUCGUGCAAACACCUACAGGAUAUGUCACCACAUCCGCAGGUUGGACUGGCACAAUUCUAACAACUAAGACUAUACCACCAAGCGGUACUAAUCAAGGUACCAUCAUUGUAGAGACACCUACAGGAUAUGUGACCACCUCGGCAGGCGGGACGGGCACAGUUCUGACAACUAGGACAAUAUCUCCGAGUGGUACGAAUCCAGGUACCAUUAUUGUAGAGACACCUACAGGAUACGUAACUACGUCCGGAGGCUGGACUGGCACAAUUUUAACAACGAGAACCAUUCCCCCGAGCGGCACAAUCCCAGGAACACUUAUUGUUGAAACGCCAACAGGAUACGUAUCCACGACGAUUCCAGGAACCGGUACCGUUUUGACAACAAGAACAAUUUCGCCGUCCGGUACCAAUCCGGGCACAAUUAUAGUCGAGACUCCAGGUACGCCUUUGAGUGGAGUUACUACAGUAACAACCUUUGGUCCCAUCCCAGGAACUUCAACUAUUCCACCAUUACUCGGAUGUACAUCAAACUGUAUGACGACAAUAGUAGUGACGGCUACUGCUGGAGGAACAACAGUAAGAACAACAGGCCCUACGGCUGGCACAUCAACCAUCGCACCGCCCCCGGGAUGCACAACGAACUGUUUUACUACGUUUAUUGUUACCGACACUGUUGGAGGUACAACAAUUACCACCACUGGUCCUACUCCAGGAACAUCAACAAUUCCACCACCUCCAGGAUGCACGACGAACUGCCUCACUACAAUCAUUGUAACCGCUGGUGGAGGAACGACAAUCACAACCACUGGCCCAACUGCAGGCACUUCCACAAUCCAGCCACCCCCUGGUUGCACGACGAACUGCUUCACAACAAUUAUUGUAACAGCAACUGUUGGGGGAACAACAGUAAAGACUACUGGUCCCACAGCAGGCACAUCAACUAUCGGACCUCCUCCGGGAUGCACAACCAACUGCUUCACAACGUUAAUCGUCACCGAUACCGUUGGAGGUACAACGAUUACAACUACUGGCCCUACUCCAGGAACAUCAACGAUACCUCCACCUCCAGGAUGCACAACUAACUGUCUCACUACAAUCAUUAUUACAGCGGGCGGAGGAACGACAAUCACGACCACUGGCCCAACAGCAGGCACAUCGACAAUCCAGCCACCUCCUGGAUGCACGACGAACUGUUUUACAACCAUUAUUGUUACAGCUACUAUUGGAGAUACAACAAUAAAGACUACCGGUCCAACAGCAGGCACAUCAACCAUAGGACCUCCUCCAGGAUGCACAACGAACUGCUUUACCACGUUAAUUGUUACCGACACUGUCGGAGGUACAACGAUAACAACUACUGGCCCUACUCCAGGAACAUCAACGAUUCCGCCGCCUCCCGGAUGUACGACGAACUGUGUUACUACAAUCAUUGUCACGGCUGGCGGAGGAACGACAAUCACGACCACUGGCCCAACAGCAGGUACUUCGACAAUCCAGCCACCCCCUGGAUGCACGACGAACUGCUUUACGACCAUUAUUGUUACAGCUACUAUUGGAGUCACGACAAUAAAGACAACUGGUCCAACGGCAGGCACAUCAACUAUUGGGCCUCCUCCAGGGUGCACAACAAACUGCUUUACUACCAUAAUUGUUACCGACACUGUUGGGGGUACAACAAUUACUACGACUGGUCCUACUCCCGGAACAUCAACAAUUCUGCCCCCUCCAGGAUGUACAACGAAUUGUGUUACUACAAUCAUUGUCACGGCUGGUGGCGGGACGACAAUCACUACUACUGGCCCAACUGCAGGCACUUCCACGAUCCAUCCGCCUCCUGGGUGCACGACGAACUGUUUCACAACGAUCAUUGUUACAGCAACUAUUGGAGACACGACAAUAAAGACAACUGGUCCAACAGCAGGUACAUCGACCAUCGGACCUCCUCCGGGAUGCACAACCAACUGUUUCACCACCAUAAUUGUUACGGACACUGUUGGAGGCACAACAAUUACAACAACUGGUCCGACAGCCGGCACAUCGACGAUUCUGCCACCUCCCGGGUGCACGACAAACUGUCUUACCACAAUAAUCGUUACUGCAGGUGGAGGAUCGACAAUCACAACCACUGGCCCAACAGCUGGUACUUCGACAAUCCAACCACCUCCUGGUUGCACAACCAACUGUAUCGUGACAAUAAUUGUUACUGUAACCAACGGAGGAACAACUAUAAAGACCACUGGUCCAACGGCGGGCACCUCAACCAUCCAACCACCUCCCGGCUGCACAACUAACUGCUUUACCACAAUAAUUGUUACCGACACUGUUGGGGGUACAACGAUUACGACUACCGGUCCUACGGCCGGCACGUCUACAAUUCUGCCACCUCCAGGAUGCACAACGAACUGUCUCACUACAAUUAUCGUUACUGCAGGAGGAGGAACGACAAUUACAACGACUGGGCCCACAGCAGGCACUUCGACGAUGCAACCUCCUCCUGGAUGUACGACGAACUGUUUUGUAACAAUAAUCGUUACUGUUACUAAUGGAGGCCCAACAACGAUAAAGACGACUGGUCCAACGGCAGGCACCUCAACUAUCCAGCCACCUCCCGGCUGUACAACAAACUGCUUUACUACUAUAAUUGUUACCGACACUGUUGGAGGUACAACAAUUACAACUACUGGUCCUACCGCUGGGACAUCAACAAUUCUGCCACCGCCAGGAUGUACGACGAACUGUCUCACUACAAUCAUCGUUACAGCAGGAGGAGGCACGACAAUUACUACCACUGGCCCGACAGCUGGUACAUCAACAAUCCAACCUCCUCCUGGAUGUACGACCAAUUGUGUUGUGACAAUAAUUGUUACCAUCACUAACGGAGGAACUACAAUAAAGACUACUGGUCCAACAGCAGGCACCUCGACUAUCCAGCCACCUCCCGGCUGCACAACCAACUGCUUUACCACUAUAAUUGUUACCGACACUGUUGGAGGUACAACGAUCACAACAACUGGUCCAACUGCUGGUACUUCAACGAUUCUCCCACCCCCCGGGUGUACGACAAACUGUCUCACUACAAUCAUUGUCACUGCUGGUGGAGGAACGACAAUUACAACUACUGGCCCAACAGCAGGUACUUUGACUAUGCAACCUCCUCCCGGCUGCACAACCAACUGUGUCGUGACGGUAAUUGUUACUGUCACCAACGGAGGAACAACCAUAAAGACCACUGGUCCAACGGCAGGUACCUCAACUAUCCAGCCACCUCCCGGCUGCACAACCAACUGCUUUACCACUAUUAUUGUCACCGACACUGUGGGAGGAACAACUAUAACAACUACCGGUCCUACCGCUGGGACAUCAACGAUUAUGCCACCACCCGGAUGUACGACUAACUGCAUUAUUACAAUUAUCGUUACGGCAGGUGGAGGAACGACAAUUACAACCACAGGGCCAACGGCUGGUACUUCGACAAUGCAGCCUCCUCCUGGUUGCACGACUAACUGUGUUGUGACAAUUAUUGUUACUGUUACCAACGGAGGAACAACUAUAAGGACAACUGGUCCAACAGCAGGCACCUCGACUAUCCAGCCACCUCCGGGCUGCACUACCAACUGCUUCACCACCAUAAUUGUUACCGACACUGUGGGAGGAACAACUAUAACAACUACCGGCCCAACUGCCGGGACGUCAACAAUUGCGCCACCUCCCGGCUGCACAACCAACUGUUUUACAACAAUUAUCGUCACAGCAGGUCAGGAACGUCUACGAUUCCGCCACCUCUCGGGUGCACCAGCAAUUGCUUCACCACCAUAA